AUGGCGGAGAUUGAGCUCAAUGAAAAUAACCCCAGACAUGGAAGCAAUCUUGCAAUUAUAUCGUGGAACGAUGGAGCCUUAAAGAAGACUCUUGAAGACUACUUCCGUCCCCAGGAUGCACUAUCAGCGAGAAACCUUGAGCUCGAUACAUUGUUUAUGGCUCGAAACUUGAAGGCAGCGGGCAUCAAUAUCAAAUGGACGCAUAAUUUGGUAAGCCAUCUUAAUCUUGGCUGUUAUUAUGGUGUCCCGACCGUCGAAAUUUUUUAUUGCAUGAGCUUUCUCGAGAUUCAGAAAAGUUCAGUUAAAAAGCUGUACCCUGCAUCUCUUAUUCAGGAAACCCUAGACGCCCUCCAUCUUCUCUUUCCCGCAUCAGACAAGGAGACCAAAGAUUGGUUACAAGACUAUAGACCUAUUGGGAAACUUGAUCCGCGACUUGCAUGCAAUGAUCUGAAAGAUCAGGAUCGCAAAUUUGAGCAUUUUAGGUAUUGGCAUGAUCGACUAGUCCUCUUGAAGCGGGCGUUUGAUGAGAACUAUCAAGAAGUCAAUUAA
Messenger RNA from Trichoderma virens Gv29-8, 549 nucleotides. RefSeq lists its product as uncharacterized. Bases 1 to 549 code for a protein of 182 amino acids. The transcript has 2 exons. NCBI's taxonomy places the organism in Eukaryota, Fungi, Ascomycota, Sordariomycetes, Hypocreales, Hypocreaceae. The record is from RefSeq and is a predicted model, not a curated record.